Molecule: messenger RNA, 1260 nt
Organism: Lutzomyia longipalpis
Lineage: Eukaryota; Metazoa; Arthropoda; Insecta; Diptera; Psychodidae
Product: medium-chain acyl-CoA ligase ACSF2, mitochondrial-like
Exons: 4
Coding region: 1-1260 (419 amino acids)
Biological process (GO): fatty acid metabolic process
Molecular function (GO): medium-chain fatty acid-CoA ligase activity
Source: RefSeq, a predicted model, not a curated record
AUGGGAGUGAAGAAAAAUAAAAGUGUUCAAGAAAAUAGUGAUAGUGGACUCAGUUAUGUGCAUAGUGUUGGAAAGAACCCUUUGGUUUACAGAACAAUUGGACAACAGCUGAAGCUUUCUGCUCAAGCCAAUGCCCAGAGGGAAGCUUUUGUGUUUGUUGAAGAAAAUAAAAGAUUUACAUACGAACAACUCCUGAGUGAAGCUGAUCGUCUGGCAGCAGGAUUCCAAUGCCUGGGAUUGGAUAAAGGUGACCGUGUGGGCAUUUUAAUGCCGAAUGUAUCAGCAUGGCCCAUCACGAUGUUUGCUGCUGCCAGAGCUGGUCUUAUUUCCGUGUCUCUCAAUCCAACCUACACUCCACAAGAGAUUCAGGACUGCUUGAAUAAAGUUUCUGCAAAAGCUCUGGUUGCUUCGGAGAAAUUCGGCUCCAAGAUUUAUUAUGACCAACUCCUGGAAAUUCUUCCUGAAUUAAGUUCAUGCAAUUCAAAGAAGGUUCAAAGCAAAAGAUUACCUUUUCUUUCAACCAUAAUCAUUGAUUCAGAGAAAGACUAUCCAGGAACUGUUCGUCUUAGGGACGUUAUGUCUUUGGCAACAAUUCAUCAAAUAAAUAAGAUAGAAAGUGAACAGGGAGACAUUAGCCCCGAUAGUGGAUGUAACAUUCAGAUGACUUCAGGAUUUACUGGACCACCAAAAGCUGUUCUACUAAGCCACAAUUGCUUAGUUAAUAAUUGUCACAAUGUAACUAUGGGUAUAAGCGAAUGUGCUUUUAUUUUUGCAUCUCUGCCCGAUGAUGAAGAUGAGAAAAUCAUAGACACUGUUGGAUAUGUCUUUAGUCAUUUAGAAGCAAAAGUAAUUGACAAUGAGGGAAAGAUAAUUCCAUUUAGUACACCAGGAGAGCUCUGUAUUAGAGGAUAUUCCACAAUGAUGGGCUAUUGGGGUGAUGAAGAGCAAACAAGAAACAUUCUUGGAUCUGAUGGAUGGCUAAAAACAGGCGAUUACUUCAUUCUCGAACCAAAUGGCUACGGCAAGAUUAUUGGAAGGAUCAGCGACAUCAUCACAAAAGGAUCAGAAAAAAUUUUCCCUAAAGAAAUUGAAAGUCUUCUGGGAACGUUUCCGGCUAUUGAAGAAGCUUACGUUGUAGGAGUUCCAGAUGAGCACUGGGGUGAAGAGCUUAAUGGCAUUUGUGAGAAAUUACUGAGGAUUUCCUCGGAAAAUCCCACUGUUUGUAUUUCUCUAAAUCCAAUGGAAUGUCGUGAAUCAUAA